Dibothriocephalus latus is the source of this 672-nucleotide messenger RNA. The record is from the annotation of a GenBank genome assembly. NCBI's taxonomy places the organism in Eukaryota, Metazoa, Platyhelminthes, Cestoda, Diphyllobothriidea, Diphyllobothriidae.
AUGGGACAACUAAAUGAAGUAUCCGAGGCACUUGAUGUGGCUCUGGGGAGACGUCAGGAUCGAGAAAAAGAAGAAAUGUUAUAUCGAAGGGCCUGCAUGAUGUCCCAAAUGUGGGACUCAACUCCCUCAAGAGAGAGUACCACCCUCAGACUAAGCCAAGAUUCGAUUAACAUUAAAUUACCGUUGCCUAUAAAUAUGAAACUGAACCAAUUUCUGCGAAUACUGUCCUCAAAUGAUGAUACCGCAAACAAACCUGUUUCAAAUGUCGAUGAUCUGCAAAACUACGAAUGCUUUUCACUAGAACCGGGACAGCGUCAACUCCUGGAUCUCUUGAACAAAAUUCGGGAAGGUGUUUAUCAGCAACUUCUGUUCACAUGCCAGGAGGAUAUUGAAAGGGAGGAGCGCUAUAAUUCCAUAUUAAAACACACAACUGAGUUGAAGACCGAAGUGGACUGGUUAAACAAGCAAGUCGAAGAAAAACAGAAUGAGGCUUUGGUAGAAACACAGAAGCUGGACGAGAAAAUUGCGGAGCUGAAGAACGAUAUUGCCUCUAUUAAUACGUACUCGGCGGAAAAUAUAAAGAGAAUUCAGGCUGACGAUCAGCGCCAAAGAGCCCUGGAAGAAAAAGAUUCAGAGGGUAUGCCUUCUGCUUUUUGUGUACCCGCGUGUUAG